Messenger RNA from Colias croceus (clouded yellow), 2829 nucleotides. RefSeq lists its product as uncharacterized. The record is from RefSeq and is a predicted model, not a curated record. Lineage: Eukaryota; Metazoa; Arthropoda; Insecta; Lepidoptera; Pieridae. Bases 165 to 1871 code for a protein of 568 amino acids. The transcript is spliced from 4 exons.
CAACACCACUUGUCACUCUCAGGCCGCCGCGCGCGCACCGCCGCGCCACAAAGUAUCACGUGCACGUGCCAUCCGCAUUAUUUAUCUGUGGGACAUUUUUAAUCUGUGAGAACUGUGACCUUGUGUGUGUUUCGGUUGCGUACGGAAGAUUCAAACGAUCUAAGAUGCGGGUGAGGCGCGGCGCGGCUGUUGUCAUCCUUCUCGUGUUUCAUAUGAGUGGAACACUGAGCGAUCAAUCGUCAAACGAAAAUGGCGGCGGAGGAGGCAAUCCCAGCCCGGACACCAACAGCGCUGCGGAGCCCUCCAGCGACCAGCUUGCGAUGGAGUCUGCGGAGAGAGAAACCCCGAGCCACGCGUACAACGGACCACCCCCGCCGGUACCACCCCCGCAUAAUAGGAGACAGAAUCCCCCGCACCACCAGCCGCAUCAUCCUAUAGGGAUGCCCAGGAUUCCAAAUCAUCAUCCUAUGCACUCGAAGCCUUUUGGGAUCGGAUCUUCGGUCAAUCAUCACAAGAAUGAUAUCGGACCCGGCUUCAGGGGACCGCCACCGCCGCCACCAGCGCCUCCCGCUGAUGCUCAAACUUCAGCAAGUGAUAAAGUUUUCAGUACCACAGGCGACGUCUGGCCUGCACCAGCACCUGAUAUGCCUAAAAUAGUUUCUCUGGAUGUCAAAUGUGAAAAGAAUGCUAUGCGAGUGUUUCUCAGCUUCGAUAAACCCUUCUUUGGCAUAGUAUUCUCGAAAGGUCACUACUCAAACCAUCAAUGCGUUCACCUUCCUCCUAAUUUGGGCAGAACGUCGGCUUCAUUCGAGAUCGGUGCACACGCCUGUGGAACAGCAGGAAGUGGUGACCCCAGAUAUCGAGGAGAUGUCGCCGCAGCCGGCACGUACUUUGAGAAUGUUAUAGUUAUACAAUACGACCCACAGGUGCAAGAAGUCUGGGAUCAAGCGAGGAAAUUACGUUGCACGUGGCACGACCAAUACGAAAAGGCUGUAACAUUCCGACCAUUCCCCGUUGAUAUGCUCGACGUCGUUCGUGCUGAUUUUGCUGGCGACAAUGUCGGAUGCUGGAUGCAAAUUCAAGUCGGAAAAGGACCUUGGGCAUCUGAAGUAUCUGGCUUGGUGAAAAUAGGUCAAACAAUGACAAUGGUUCUAGCUAUAAAAGAUGAUGAUGCCAAGUUCGAUAUGUUAGUACGUGAUUGUGUAGCACAUGAUGGACAACGCGCGCCUAUACAAUUGGUCGACAGGCGAGGUUGUGUGACAAGACCAAAAUUAAUGUCAAGGUUUACAAAGAUAAAGAACUUCGGAGCUAGCGCAUCUGUCCUUUCAUAUGCACAUUUCCAAGCAUUCAAGUUCCCGGAUUCAAUGGAAGUGCACUUCCAAUGUACGAUACAGAUAUGCAGAUACCGUUGCCCGGAACAAUGUUCAGAAGGUCACAAUGUAAUCGCUCCUCACGCAGAAUACGGACCACCGCAGAUUGACUCGUACCCAGUUGGAGUUGAAGUACGUCGGGAUGAGAGGCGAGUAAGGAGGCAACGUCGAGCGACAUCACCAGAGAAAGAAGUAGGAGUUAACAGAGUGAUACGUGUUGUAUCUGCUGGUGACCUUAACCUUGAUUCUGCAGAAGAGAACUCAGCUCCCAAGGUGGUUCCAACACCAGGACUUGUGUGUAUGACCACUCCUGGCUUCGCAGCAACACUGGGCGCUCUCCUUGUCACGUUAAUAAGCUCUUGCGCUGUAUCAGCAGUAUUAUUCUUUAAAUUACGGCCAAUUUCAAAACUGAAGAAGAAGACCGCCGCCAUCACGACGAUAACCCGACCGCACCCAGCGACAGCGCCGCAUGUAAUUUCAAAAAGUCGAUUUUACUCGUAACCUAGCCUUUUUAACUUAAUUUGUACAUAUUAGUGUGAUGAGACUGAAGUAUAUAGAUCAAGCCUAAAAUAAAGCGUGUGCUAUACGAGUGCUCAAUUGGUUUAAAAAUUCGUUAAUCUAAAUCUUUAUUGGAAAGAUUGCGUUAUUAAUUGUAUUUAGAUAGGUCUGGAAACUGCCAUUUAAGAGGCUAAAAUUAAGGAAAAUAUUUUUACAUGCACCUGUGACAUGAAAUAAGUUACAAAAUAGUACCUGUGCAUCACGCGUUACUUUUGUGUAAAAGCGCAACUUUAUAUCCGUUAGCUUAAUUUUGUAAUUUUUAAACGAAUUAAAUCCCACAAUAAUCUAAAUUAUACGCAGAUUGACGAAAUCUAUAUAGGUGUCAUAUUGUAUUAAUUUUAAUGAAUUAUUGUAUUUUAAUCUUAUUAUUUCUCUGUUAAACUACUGGUCUGCGUGAUAUACCUAAUAAACUAGAUAAUCAAUGUUAUAGACCAUUUUGAAUGAAAGCAUUUAAAUAAAAACGAUUUAGAAUGAAUUAAACGAUAAUAGUGAUUAAUAUGAAGCCUUAAGUACAAUCUUCUGUUACCUCUUGUCGAAGGUAUUUUGACGGAGAGGCAACGGAAAUUUUGUUAUACGAUAGUAGGUAUUUAGGUGAACCGCUAGCUUAAUUUAAAUUAACUUGUCAUUAGUAUUAAUAUUAUUUAUUUUAGUUAAGACUUUGUUGUAGUCAUACUUACAAAAUAUUUAUUUGAACCACCUCAUUACCUCUUCUUCUACGUUAAUUUUUUUUACGUUUCUCCUUAAUUAUAUAAUUCAUUUUAACGGGAUACUUUAUGUAUUCGUCAACGAAUGUGAUCGUUGUAAGGUGUUGAAUUUUUAAAUAUUUAAAAAUGUUUUAAUGAAAGUAUAAAGUAAUGUACAAUAUCAUGAACAAAUGUAGCAAUAAAAUAUAUUCACAAGU